CGAACUCCUAAUGACACAAUGACAGAAGCAGUCGAAGGGCAAACGAAUGGUGAUGGUGGCAAUCGACGUGUUAGCCUGGAAGGAUUAGGGCAUGGUCCGGCAGGUAGACAACAAGAUAGGUUUACAUCACUUUCAACUUUAGGCGCUCAAGCACCUUUAAGUCCAACUGAAUCUCCUGAUGGAUUGAGGAGUGAUUGGAUCAGACAACCACUUGAGGCGAUCAAAGAAUUGGCUAAUUUGCUUGGCCCAAAUGUAAGCCAAGAUCAUGCUCAUUCCAACGGCACAUCCGACGUUGAACAGAGAAAUGGGAUCGUAGCUGCUACGACAAUUGCGAAUGAGCAGACGCCACUACUACAAAACAGUCGUAUGGGAGAAAGGAGACAAAGCUCUGCCCCCAACGGAGGCAGGAAAGGGAAGUACAUCGGCGGAGGAUGCUACUGUGAUCCUUUGGGCAGAAUAACCACUAUGAAUGCUACUGAAACAUGCCAAGAUGAAUCUCAUUCUACGCCCACGACAAGAAAACCGGAUUGUCAGAUGUGCAAUGGUGGAGGAGGUGCUUGCUUUGCAUAUGGAAGCGUAGUACGUCCUCCCAGCAUCUUUUCUACUGCAACACUGACGCAUCAUCAAAAAGGUCCUUCAGGAAUGACUUUGGCUGUUUUGGCUCAGGUUUGUUUUGCAGUUUUGAGUUUAUUGGCGGCUACCUUGGCUAAACAUCAAACAGAGCGUGGACAACAAAGACGGUUUGAUGCAUUACAGAUGCUGAUAGGGCAAGCAAUUCUCACAUUCGUCAUCAGCCUGACAACAUUGCUCAUCUUCUCCAGAGAGAAAGUCAGUGCCGUUUUUGGAAGGAGAGGUGCGCGGUUAUGGCUAUGGAUACGAGCAUUGUGUGCAUCAACGACAGCAAUUCUUUUCGUUUUGGCUGCACAGGUAUUACCGAUUGCGGACGUUUUAUCGUUUGUCUAUUUGGCACCGAUCGUAUAUAAUUUCACUUCCCAUCUACUCUUUACCUCAAGGCAUCCUUUCCGUGCACAAUUGGUUUCCCUUUCGCUAUGGAUAGGAUUGGUGUUGAUGGUACAACCAAACUUCCUAUUUGGCAAUUCAUCACAAGAUGACACGUUUGAGGAUGAAACUGUUGCAGCAUUGCCUUUAGACUUACCUGCUUUGGUCAAUGCACAAUUGCUUACGAUCUCUGUUCGGGCUGGCUAUGCUGCUUUGACAGGUUGUGGAUUGUUUACCUUGUUCACAAUGGCAGUAUUCGAUGAGACAAUCUUCAAGAAUUCUCAACGAAAAGUGUCAACAUAUCAAACCAUUCUGACAAGCAGCUUUAUCACAAUCGUAGCCGGAAUAUCGGUCCGAUUCGCCAUUACGAAAGAUUGGGAUAUGAUCAACAUUUCCGCACUUCAAAAUGGAAAAUCAAUCUUGCUGUUCGUAAGCAUUGUAGUGAUUGGAUUUUUUGCCAAGAUUUUACAAGAUCUUGCAUUGAUCAGAACGGGAGCUUGUCAAUUUGGCUUGAUAAGCUUCUUACAACCUCUUCUUUCAACAGGAAUCGAUUUAAUCUUUCCAGAUUUAGCAAGUGACGUUUUGUCUCUUGCAGGUUGUUUACUCAUCAUUGUUAAUCUGGCAUGGAUUGCUUCUCCUUUUGAUGACGAAGAGGAAGAAGGGCAUUAGUAUCACUUUUAUAAUUCAUGUAUUCUAGUAUUCCCCGCAAUAAUUGAAAGAUCUUCUUUUUGUCCACAACCCACGUG
Messenger RNA from Meira miltonrushii, 1745 nucleotides. RefSeq lists its product as uncharacterized. Lineage: Eukaryota; Fungi; Basidiomycota; Exobasidiomycetes; Exobasidiales; Brachybasidiaceae. The record is from RefSeq and is a predicted model, not a curated record. The transcript has a single exon. The annotation marks the transcript as partial.